Messenger RNA from Rotaria sp. Silwood1, 750 nucleotides. Lineage: Eukaryota; Metazoa; Rotifera; Eurotatoria; Philodinida; Philodinidae. The record is from the annotation of a GenBank genome assembly.
AUGGAUAAACUAAAUAAAUCACUUGAAUUUUUAAAAUUACUUUCAACAACAGCAUCAGAAACAUUAAUAAUCAAAGGUAACAAUGAAAAUUAUUUUAAAUUAAUUAAAGCUAGCGUGGAAACAUUAUUUACAAAAUGUGACGAGAAUGAUUAUAAUGUACGAUUGACUGCUGAAGAAAGUCUUAAUAAAUUUGUUCAAAAUUUAAAAGAAGCAGUUUUAACAAGAAUUCGAGUUGAAUUAUAUCGAAUUAUAAAACAUAAUCCUAAUGUUGGACCAAAUGCUUUAAAAGAUCAAUUACUUGAACAUCAAAAUCAAAAUGCUAGUACACGUUUAAUAAUUGAUUAUCUUGAUUUAAUAAAAAAAAUUAUUCAAUUACUUCGUUAUUCAAAUUUAUUUGAUUUUGAUCAAUUAUUAAUUUCAACCCAAAUUGGAUCUAUAGAAGAAAUUCGUGUUAGUGAAGCCUUAAAAACAGAAAUUGAAUUAUUAGAAGAUUCUAUUCAACAUACUACAAGUUCCUGUAUUCUUGCUAAAUUUGCUCUAGCUCAACUUAAAGAUGAUAUUGAUUUUCGAACAUUAACUUAUCUUGAACAACAAUUAAAACAACAGUACCCUGAUAUACGUGUUCGUCAAGCAAUUGCUUCGACUUUUGCUAAUCUUAAAAAAUAUAUUAAUACAAAUGAAAGUGAUUUGCAAGCUGCUGUACUCGAUUUACUUGUUCAAUUACUUUUAAUUCGUUUUAAUAAUAGUUAA